AAACGCUGUGGCUGCACAGGAGGAGGAUGUAUGAAGGGGAGGAUGACAUCUGGGAUCUACUCCGAUUCAAAGACUUCAAGGCCACCGUCCUGGGCCACUUCAUGAAAGAGGCCGUCUGGAUGCUGCUGGAUCUGACUGUUGAUUUGCUGCCCAAGGGCAAGAGAUCAGUGGCUGCUGACAGGCUGUCCUACCCCAAGAUGCAAGGCCCACAUAAUGACAUGGCCAAGGAGCUCUUGGUGGGUGGAUUAUACUAUAGUGUAGUCGAUUUCACACCUCAGGCCAUAGAGAUGGCGGACAGGCAAAGAGCCUUCCGUGCACUUCCAUUCAGUGGAAUGGACAGUGAUGAGAAAAAGCAGGAGUGUAUCUCUGUCCUGAAGCCCACCACAACAUCCAGCGAUAGUGACAGUGACACACCCCUCAGCAGCAGCAGCAGCAGCAGCAGGAGCAGGAGCAGCAGCAUCAACCUCUCCUCAUCACAGGAGACUGUUGCAGCUCUAGACAUGGCACUCAGUGAGGCCCAGCCAAAGUCCACAAAACUGACUUGGAGGAAAAGGAUCUUUUCCUGCUGCCGGAGGACUAGAAAUGCUGAGGCCCCUUAUGCAGUGGGAGUGAAGUCUGAUGUCCCUGCGGCAGCACAGAAUAUCAGGAGGAGGCCAUCAUUCGCAUCAAGGGUGGCCUCAGGGCUGUCCAAGCUCUUCUGUUGCUGCAGGCGUCAGUAGGGACCUCUAGUGGCAGGAGGAGGGCACAGCACAGCAGACCACAGGCCAUCACCAAAAAUCGUCCUGUCUUUGCGUGACGUUACAAGGCUGCUAUUACAGCACAGAAAAUCAGUGGAUGGACGGCCGGAGCGAAACACUGCUGUUCUGCCAGUUGGUAGCCUACCAUUCAGCAGCUGUGAUCGCACCGGAGGGCCCAUGACCUCCAAGGGCCUGUCACCAUCCCCAAAAUUAAUGAAACUUCAUUAAAUUCCUAUUUGGUUGUAAAAAGAA
Molecule: messenger RNA, 989 nt
Organism: Engraulis encrasicolus (European anchovy)
Lineage: Eukaryota; Metazoa; Chordata; Actinopteri; Clupeiformes; Engraulidae
Exons: 6
Coding region: 27-719 (230 amino acids)
Source: RefSeq, a predicted model, not a curated record